Paramecium pentaurelia is the source of this 698-nucleotide messenger RNA. Lineage: Eukaryota; Ciliophora; Oligohymenophorea; Peniculida; Parameciidae. The record is from the annotation of a GenBank genome assembly.
AUGUAAUUAGAGUAAAGAGUUUCUAAUCUUGAAAAAUUAACUGAACAAUUAUUAGGAAGAAUCUGCGAACUUGAAGAUUAAUAGGGAGAUUUAUAAGAUUAAAUUAAAAAAUUACAAACUAAAGUAAACAUAAUUAUUAACAAAUAGAACUAAUAAUUAGAAUAGGAAAUAGGAAAUUUGAAAAAUAAAACAGAAGAAAUUUAAGAAUCAUGGUUGUUUUACUGUGAUAAAAGUAAGAUGAUUCUACUUAAUAUAUAGAAAGAUCAUUAAAUUCUAUAAAAUAAACUUUAUAAAUUGAGUCUGAUAUAGUGAAAGAAUUUGAUUAUUAGAGUUGGCUUACAGAAGACAUUAUGUGGAGAUAAAUAAUAAAGAAUAUAUGUAAGGAGUUACAAAAGGAUCUAGAGAAAUUAAAUGGAGCAUAAUUAAAAUAAUUGGCAGUAUAAAAAUUAAAAGAAAAUAUUGAUAAUGAAGUUUUAUUUGUUUUACGAAAUGUAAAUAAAGAAAAUGAAAAAAUGAAUGAAUUGAUUGAAUUAUGUGCUAUAUUUACUUAAUUAUGGUAUGAAAUAGAAUUAGGUGGAGAAUAAUGUUAAGGAAGAAUGAUUUUGGUUAUAGAGAGUGAAAUUAAUCUAGAUAAAUUAGAAUUGACUAGAUAAGAUAAUUCUAAAGUUAUUUUGCAAAUAGAAAAAUUAUAAAAUUGA